This is a messenger RNA of Drosophila mauritiana, 899 nucleotides long. RefSeq lists its product as uncharacterized. Gene Ontology annotation, molecular function: protein-macromolecule adaptor activity. Gene Ontology annotation, cellular component: membrane; endoplasmic reticulum. The record is from RefSeq and is a predicted model, not a curated record. NCBI's taxonomy places the organism in Eukaryota, Metazoa, Arthropoda, Insecta, Diptera, Drosophilidae. Bases 216 to 725 code for a protein of 169 amino acids. The transcript is spliced from 5 exons.
UUAGUGGCUGGCAAGGCGUUGCAGGCGGCGGUACGAGAAUCGGUCGCGUUUACAGCUGAACGACGAAAAUAUAUAUAAAAUAAACAAUCGCUGCAGCAUAAAAUAGGUUUUCGAGGGACUCAAGAGUGCCAGCGGCAGUGCUGCAAACGAAUAUUACGCAUACGCCGGGUGGGACGGAGCGCGGUACUGCUGAUUAACACGGGAAUCUCUGCAAAAUGGCUGCCAUGCAGUCCGGCGGACGACCCCGCGAGCGAUUGCUGUACGCCUUCCGGGGAUGGAUAGCAUUCGUGGCCUUUAUGGACCUGGGCACGGCCUUUAGGAGCUACAUAGAAAGACGCAGCUUCCUGGGCGAUCACAGCGAUACUCAGUUCAUAGAGGGCGACUACACCAUAUCGCGGAUCAUCGGGAUGUACUGCCUGCUGAAGGCCAUCGCUCUCGUCCACUGCACCCUCUACAUCCAUUACAAGCCGGUGGUCAGCAUGGGCGGCUGCUCAUUGGCCCUCACCAUGGUCUUCUAUGCCACCGAGGCACUCUACUUUCGCUCCAGCACCAUUAACUUCUACGUGAUCUUCCCGUGUGUGCUAAAUUCUAUAACUCUACUGGGCCUCAUCUACAUACCCAAACGACUGCGGCUCUGGGAGCCAAAUAUGGAUCUGGAUGACGAAAACUCACAGCUUCUCAAGCAAAUGACGGGCUUCAAGAGACGACGAGCGAAAAAACAAUAGUUUACUACUAUCUAGAAAUCUGAAAAGCAAUAACCGGAAGACACUGAGUUGAGUUUCCGGUAGCACAGUAUUGUGAAAGAAUCGCAAAUUUCGCUUUGGACUGCAUUGGUGUGAUAGAAACGGCAUCAUGUUCAUCAUUAUAUACUCAAUAGCAAUACUGAAAACAACGCCAAA